GCAUUGUCUAUUUCAUUUGCAAGGGUGAAGUGCCAAGUUUUUUUUUCUGCUGUCUUGAGUUUUGUUGCCAUUAAGUCUUCAAGCUCUGUUUUGAACUACAUUGUUUUUAGGGUUCUAUUUAAAAUAUUAGAAGAACUUGGAGGACUUAUUUAAUUAUUAUUUUUAAUAAAAACAGUGGAGUGAAAGUAAUUUUCUAUAGUUUCAUUGCAUUUGCAAAACAAAAAAAAAGUUUCAUUGCAUUUUUUUGUCAAGUAGUUCGGUGGCUUAGAAUUCCACUCUUAUGAGUUCCACGGAUCACAUUAAAAUCAAGUUUUAUACUUAAGUUAUUAAAAUGUUAAAUCAAUUGAUAUUAAAUUACAUCAUAUAGUACACUGGUAGACAAAUUAAUGUGAAAAUGAAAGGGAUAUAAUUUGUAUAUUCCUCUUCUGGUUUCCGGCAUAAGAAUUGUAAAUUACAUGGGCUGUAGACCCAGAUGAUGAAAGUGGUCUUUUCUCCUUGUCUGUAUUUUAUUUUUUAAAAACUCCUUGUCUGUAUUUGUAGCCUAAGAAAAAUGUUUUUCAAGAGAUAUAUCUUUCUUUUUGAAAAACUUUCAAGUGAUAUAGUAUUAAAAUAAUAUUAAUCAUUUUUUUUUGAUACAUGGAUGAAAUGAUAAGUCAUUGAAAACUCAUACACAAAAAGUGGAGAGACCGGAGAUCACAUCCUGUUCAUGACAUCCGAAACUAACAAUUUUAGCAUUUUUACCGAUUAACCUAUAAUUUGUGGACUAUUAAAAAUGCCAGAUUCAUUUUGACCCGUAUCAGUAUAAAAAUCAUUAAAAUUAAAUGAUUAAUUAAUGGAGUAAUACGAUAUGCAGUAAAAAAAAAUGUCGGCGUUAAUUCUUAUGAGUCAUGUACUAGUAUGUAAAGAAAUAAAUAAAAUGAUGACACUGUAAUAAUCAUCAUCAAUUGAAUUCAUCAGUACCAGAGUACUUCCUAAUUCCUUCUUUUUCAGACAACCGAACCUAAGCGCGUGUUUGUUGAAAGUAGAAAUGGAAAUAGGAAAGAGAUUGAAAGGAAAAAUUGCGAUCGUGACAGCUUCAACACAGGGAAUUGGGUUUGCCAUAGCCGAGAGACUUGGCUUGGAAGGUGCUUCUGUUGUUAUCUCUUCUCGCAGACAGAAAAACGUUGAUGUGGCUGCUGAUAAACUCAGAGCCAAAGGAAUUGAUGUAUUUGCAGUUGUUUGCCAUGUCUCUAAUGCUCAACAAAGGAAGGAUUUGAUCGACAAAACUGUCCAGAAGUAUGGAAAGAUAGAUGUUGUUGUGUCUAAUGCUGCUGCAAAUCCUUCUGUCGAUGCCAUUUUGCAAACACAAGAUUCAGUACUCGACAAAUUAUGGGAGAUAAAUGUCAAAGCUACUAUACUUCUUCUCAAGGAUGCAAGCCCAUACUUGUCCAAGGGUUCUUCUGUUGUUAUCAUUUCAUCGAUUGCUGGUUAUAACCCAGUGGCUUCUAUGGCUAUGUAUGGAGUGACCAAAACAGCCCUUCUUGGACUUACCAAAGCCCUGGCUGCUGAGAUGGCUCCAAAAACUCGUGUAAAUUGUGUUGCUCCUGGUUUUGUACCAACUAAUUUUGCUUCUUUCAUUACCAGUAAUUCUGCUAUGAGAGAGGAGCUUGAAGCGAAGACAUUACUCGGAAGGCUUGGUACAACUGAGGACAUGGGUGCUGCUGCAGCUUUUUUGGCAUCUGAUGAUGCUUCUUAUAUAACAGGAGAAACUAUAGUAGUUUCUGGUGGAGUGCCAUCGAGACUGUAGCUUCCAUUUUCAUCUUCUAAUGUGCUUCUGUUACAGGGUCUAAGCCCAAAAUGUAAUGGCGAAAUUGGCAUUGAGCUGGUUUUCACUUUAGUUAUGAAAUGAUAGGGGUUGUUACUUUUUAAGAAGGGGAAAUAAUAGUUAUCAAAUGUUUUACUUUCAUUUACUUUAAAUAAUGAAUGAUCUAAAAAUCAUAUACAAGUUGUGUUAAAAAUAUGUUGGUUAUGUUAUGACAUUG
Messenger RNA from Trifolium pratense (red clover), 2021 nucleotides. RefSeq names its product tropinone reductase-like 3. The coding region runs from base 1028 to 1786 and encodes 252 amino acids. The transcript is spliced from 6 exons. Gene Ontology annotation, molecular function: oxidoreductase activity. NCBI's taxonomy places the organism in Eukaryota, Viridiplantae, Streptophyta, Magnoliopsida, Fabales, Fabaceae. The record is from RefSeq and is a predicted model, not a curated record.